This is a messenger RNA of Pollicipes pollicipes, 792 nucleotides long. Its product is annotated as serine/threonine-protein kinase NIM1-like. Bases 1 to 792 code for a protein of 263 amino acids. Gene Ontology annotation, cellular component: cytoplasm. Lineage: Eukaryota; Metazoa; Arthropoda; Thecostraca; Pollicipedomorpha; Pollicipedidae. Gene Ontology annotation, biological process: protein phosphorylation; intracellular signal transduction; microtubule cytoskeleton organization. The record is from RefSeq and is a predicted model, not a curated record. Gene Ontology annotation, molecular function: tau-protein kinase activity; ATP binding. The transcript has 7 exons.
AUGACUGCCGCCCUCACAGCUGUUUUUCAAUGGGACGGGCUCGGAUGGAGCCGGCACGUGGCAACAGACAAGGCUCACUUCACCGCAGCCGCCGGCCAGAGCAGGGCCGGCUCGAUCACCGACAAGUGUCAGCUGAGUCCGUACGCUCGGCUGAUGGACCAGCUGUGCUCUGACGAGCGGCUGGCACAGGAGCGCGCCGCCGGCACGAGAGUCGGCCUCUACCGCCUCUACGGAGACCUGGGCACGGGCAACUUUUCUCGGGUCAAACUCGCUGUGCACCAGCUCACGGCAGACCGCGUGGCCGUGAAAAUCGUCGAUAAAGCAAAGCUGGAUUACAAGACCCACGCCAUGUUGGCUGAGGAGAUCGAGAACAUGGAGCGGCUUCAUCAUCCGCACAUAGUAAGGCUGUACGAGGUGCUGGAGACGCCGCAGCGGUACCACCUGGUGCUGGAGUACGCCGCCGGUGGUAACCUGCACCAGCUCAUCACCGCCGAGGGCAGACUGGGCGACAGACGGGCCCGCGCCCUGGCCGUCCAGCUGGUGUCGGCCCUCCAGCACAUGCACGACCAGAACCUCGUACACCGCGACGUCAAAGCCGACAACGUGUUCCUUACGCGACGCGGCCGCGCCAAGCUGGGUGACCUGGGCUUCAGCACUCCCGUGGUGGGCGUGUACCGGAUCGUGCUACACCGUCUGAUGCGGGCUGAGGAGGGCGAGGAGUCCGACGCGGACUCGCCAGCUGCCCACCUGAAGACACUACCCGGGAGGGUCAAAGGCUGCGUCAUCGCCUGA